AUGGGUACCCAUGGCCGUUGCUCGGCCGCCUCGCCAAUAUCCAGUGUUCGACCAAAGUCUACUAGCGUCCUAGCAGAUGAUCGCACUAUGGACCCGCCUAGUAGCCCCGGCAUGAGAGUGAUGAGAAGCCCCGCUUGCACCAGUGUAGGCCACGUUGGCAAAUCUCGCCGCCUGGACAGCUUCCGGGCCUCUCGGGAGCCUCGGCGGUUAUCGGGAUCGGCUUCUCAGCAGCUAAAAUCUAGCGUGCCUCAAUGUAUAGAUGAACCCCCAGCAGAUCCAAAAAUUGAGACCAGUGCACUCAGGCAGGAAGAGGGAUUACAGCUAGCUCAAGGCUCUACGACACGUCCAGAAUUGCAAAGAUCAUAUCCAACACCCAUUGUUGUGCACAGCCAAAAUGCUGUUGGGGUUCAGAAUAUCCCCCAUGUCACGCAGCCGAAAAUGGAAACGCAAGAAUCUUGGGAGACGCGAAAUGAUCAAGUAAUAAAUCAAGGUCAAAAUCAAAAUGGGGAGACAGUGGAGGAAGGUGCAAUCACUCAGGAAGCAAAGCCUCAUGAAAUGUUCAGGCAACUGGAGACCCACACCAUCAGUGAGGAGCAACUGAUCAAUGAGGUGCGGGGGAUUUAUACCGGACUUGUCAUGGUGGAAAAGAAGUGCAUCGAACUCGACAGGCAACAGGCGCAAUCAAAGGACGAACUGUCACAAGAUCAGUGGCAAAAAUUCGUCUUGUUGCACCGAACACUACUCUAUGAGCAUCAUGACUUCUUUCUCGCCUCCCAGCAUCCGUCGGCUGGUCCUGUUCUUAAAGAAUUGGCUCAGAAGUACGCGAUGCCGGCGCGUAUGUGGCGAUACGGAGUGCAUUCAUUCUUAGAGCUGUUGCGCCACAAACUUCCUCAAUCGAUGGAGUAUAUGCUCGACUUCAUCUACCUCUCAUAUUCAAUGAUAACGUUGCUGCUAGAAAGCGUGCCAUAUUUUAAAGAGACUUGGAUCGAGUGUCUGGGUGACUUAGCACGGUACCGAAUGGCCGUGGAAGAAUUCGAUAAGAAGGACCGUGAACUCUGGGCAGGGGUUUCGAGGUAUUGGUAUAACCAAGACGCAGAGAGAAGUCCGGAAAACGGCCGUAUCCAGCAUCAUCUUGCUAUUUUGGCGCGUCCGGAUGUUCUCCAGCAGUUUUUUCACUACACGAAAGCAUUGAUCAGUGUUCGCGCAUUCCCUAAUGCUCUCGAUAGCAUGGUCCAGCUAGUCACUCCUCUUAUGAAUCUGCCGGUUCAGGAGGGAAGUCAGAGUUUGAUUACUUCGUUCGUGACUACUCACGGUGCGCUUUUCAUGCAAGCUCCGGUUGAGGAUUUCGUUUCUCGGGCGAAUCUGUUUCUUUCUACUCUGCGUAAGGAGAUUGGUCGGGGUGUGCAACUUACGUCUUGCAAUAUCUCCGCAAUAUUUCAAUAUGGGAGUAAAUAUGGAGUGAUGGAAAAGGAUUUUAUAUUGAAAUUGCGCAGUCCUACGGCAGAAGAUCGCCUGACGGCUAUGAAGUGGGCAUCUAGUGCACCUAGUGCCCCGAAUGCAUCAAUCCAUGCCACAUACAGUGAUCUUUCGUCCCAGCUUACGUUCCGGGCAAGCUCUCUCGCAUUUCACACAUUGAUCGUCAUGUUAGGCCAAAUCGGUGAUCCCAACAUAUACCCGAGUGUGCAUAUCUCUAUGGCAUUUGUGUGGUGCCUCACACUCAACCCAGCUGCUAUACAACGACUAGAACCACUGGUUCCGUGGUCGCGACUCGCGAAUUAUCUGAACACCUUGUUCCGUCCCGAUACGAUCAUUGCAAAGAUCGAAGACGAAUCAUUCCCGCUUCUUGACGAGUCAAGUACACAUCAGCUACCGGAGGACUUUUUAAUCAGAGGACAGGCAUGGAGCCGGCUUUACUACCCAGGAGAUUUCUUCGAGGGGGCUCCUACAGAAGACGACAGGCCAUCAAUAGAAGAACGCUCAACAGUGAUUCCUAGGGAACAUCGAUGUCUUUGGUUGGGGGUGCGGAUUGCAACUUUCACCCGCUGGAUGACAUACGACCAAACGCGACGAUUCACACCCACCCGAUUAGCAGAUGAAUUCGCGCCAAUGGCAGAAUCCCCCGCUUACCUGUAUGGCAAUCCCUACUCACUAGGAACUGAUAUAUCAACAUCCUCCGAUCAGGAGAUGCAGGAAGUUUGA
Molecule: messenger RNA, 2199 nt
Organism: Penicillium crustosum
Lineage: Eukaryota; Fungi; Ascomycota; Eurotiomycetes; Eurotiales; Aspergillaceae
Exons: 3
Coding region: 1-2199 (732 amino acids)
Biological process (GO): nuclear-transcribed mRNA catabolic process, nonsense-mediated decay
Cellular component (GO): telomerase holoenzyme complex
Molecular function (GO): telomeric repeat DNA binding; telomerase RNA binding; protein binding
Source: RefSeq, a predicted model, not a curated record